CUGAGCCGCGCGAGCGUCGUACAGUAGUGUCAGACAUGGCGGCGGAGCUGCAGCCCGAGUGGAUCUCCUGUCUCCCUUCUUCUUGGAGUUACGGGGUUUCUCGGGAUGGACGCGUCUUCUUCGUCAACGAAGAAGCCAAGAGUACAACCUGGCUGCAUCCAGUGUGCGGCGAGGCGGUGAUAACCGGCCACCGCAAAACUCCAGAUCUACCCACUGGGUGGGAAGAAGGAUAUACUUUUGAGGGUGCACGGUGCUUUAUCAAUCACAAUGAGCGGAAGGUGACCUGUAAACAUCCUGUCUCAGGUUUACCCUCGCAAGACAACUGCAUUUUUGUCAUCAACGAACAAUCUGCCUCCAAAGUGCCAGCGAAUGAAAAGAAGGAACGAGCACUAAACAUCAUGAGUGAGGCCUCCAACUACACAGGUGGCUCGGACUAUGCCGCUAACCCCAGUAGCCCAGCAGGAAGACCCUCAAGGCCUUCCAAAAAGAUUCAUAAUUUCGGGAAGAGAUCCAACUCUAUCAGGAGGAAUCCCAGUGCCCCAGUAAUGAAGAAAAACUGGCUUUAUAAACAGGAUAGUACAGGAAUGAAGCUGUGGAAGAAAAGGUGGUUUGUGCUGUCGGACCUGUGCCUCUUCUACUACAGAGAUGAAAAAGAGGAGGGGAUACUCGGCAGCAUCCUCCUGCCAAGCUUUUAUAUAUCUAUGCUGUCUGUGGAUGAUCACAUCAACAGAAAAUAUGCCUUCAAGGCAACACAUCCCAACAUGAGGACAUACUAUUUUUGCACAGACACAGCCAAGGAAAUGGAGUCUUGGAUGAAAGUAAUGACGGAUGCUGCACUUGUGCAUUCAGAGCCGGUCACAAGGUUGGACAGACUAAAAGUGGAGCAGUGCGGCCCUCAAGAGAUCAACCACGUGGCUAACCACAGGCCACCGCUCACACAGCCCGAAAUCCAGAACAAUGAACGCAACCGAGAAGUUGACCUCGAGUGCACUUUGACAGUCACGCCCGACACAGCAGAAGAAGAGAGGAAGCAGCGAGAUGCUGAGCGCUACGGUUUUCAGAAGGACGGGGCGGAGCGCGAGCGUCCCCUCACCAAGAUCAACAGCAUCAAACUGCAGCCCGCCCAGGCAGCGGCCGUCAAAGCCAACAUUGCCUCGCCACAGACUCCAACAGAGACGGAUGGGCCCCAUCAUAGCCCGCAGGUUAACGGAUCUGGUGAGCAGUUUCCAGGUGAUGGAACCAGAGUCCCUCCUCAGCGGAGUUCCACCCAUGAACCAGAACGCAACCUGAGUCGGACAAGCUCUAUGCAGCAGCUGGAGCAGUGGGUUCGCACACAAAGGGUGCGCAACCAGGACGAUGACACCAGGAGCAUCACGUCGUACCAGACACUGCCUAGAAACAUGCCAAGCCAUCGGGUCCCCUACAUGCCGCAUUAUGGUGAUGGAUACCGCAGCAUGCCCAGGAAUAGCAUGGCACAGCGGGACAGCAUCUGCAGCAUGUCGCCGUCGCUGUACGAGCAGGUUUUGGGUUCCAUGCCACCUGACAAGCGCCGCUCCAUGCGCGACGAUACCAUGUGGCAGUUGUACGAGUGGCAGCAGAGGCAGGCGUACACCAGGCAGCCGGGGCUCUACGGCAACAUGGCCAGUCCCAAGACCAUGAUCAACCUGUCGGAGCACGCCGCACCGAGCCACUCCAUCCCCGCCUCACCCUCCCAUGGCUCGCUGUCCAUGUACGGUGGCUACUCCCCAAUGCGAUCCUACAACAUGAACAGUGCUCAUUCCGAGGUGUCUUCCCCCAUUUAUAGAAGAGACAUGAGCAUCGACAGACGUCACAGGCCGCAGCUCAACAAGUAUGCUUACCCACCUGACAGGAGGUCCAUGCCCGCAGGGAUCCCAGUCCAGACCAUCACUGCCCAGUCUCUCCAAGGCAAAACACCUGAGGAACUGACUCUGCUGCUGAUAAAGCUGCGGCGGCAGCAGGCAGAGCUAAACAGUAUCCGGGAGCACACUGUAGCACAGCUUAUGCAACUAAACAUGGAUGGUGACAACCCAAAGAAUGACAUACUCUCUCACCACCUCCAAAGGAACCUCAUGUUUUUGGACAAUCAGCUGAGUCAAGACGACUACAGAGAACACGCCUACACAUUCAUGCCAGGAGAAAUGGACAUUGAUACCAAACUGAGCCUGUUGUGUGAGCAGGAUAAAAUGGUGGGGACACAGGAGGAAAAACUUCAGCAGCUUUACAGAGAGAAGCACACCCUUGAGACUGCGCUGCUGUCCGCCAGCCAGGAGAUAGAGAUGGGCUGUGAUAACCCUGUUGCCAUGCAGAGCAUCAUCCAGCAGCGAGACUUACUGCAGAGCGGCCUGCUCAGCACCUGCAGAGAGCUGUCCAGAGUCACUGCUGAGUUGGAGCGGUCGUGGAGGGACUAUGACAAGCUGGAGGGAGAUGUGACUCUGGCUAAGAACAACCUGCUGGAGCAGUUAGAAGCACUGGGAAGCCCUCAGACGGAGCCUCCCAGCCAGCAGCACGUCCACAUUCAGAAAGAGCUGUGGAGGAUUCAAGAUGUGACAGAGGCCCUCAAUAAAAACAAGGCUCAGAGAAACGCUGCUGAUGGGAUGGGUUUCUAUGGGCCCAAGAACAGCUUCAGUAAGCACAAAAAUGAGGGACCAGACUACAGGCUGUAUAAGAGUGAACCAGAGCUCACCACAGUAGCUGAAGUGGAUGAGAGUAAUGGAGAGGACAGGUCGGAACAUCCAUCUGAAAGAGAACAUCCCGGAAACAAAGGAAUCUCCUACCCAGUUGGCAUCGUCCCACCCAGAACCAAAUCUCCGGUGCCUGAUUCGUCCUCCAUCGCCUCAUAUGUUACGCUAAGGAAGAGCAAGAAGCCUGACCCCAGGAUGGAGCGUCCACACAGCGCAGUGGAGCAGCAGCUGUGUGCUGUGGAGAGUGGUCGGCCCAGGAUGAGUGUGGAGGAGCAGCUGGAGAGGAUCCGCCGCCAUCAGCAGGGGGCCCUCAGGGAGAAGAAGAAAGGCCUCAACAUCCGGGGCAGUGGCCAGGACAACGUACCCUCCCGCAGUCACUCGUUUACUAAAGGCACCCGCAGCAUACAGUCCCACAUGAGACGCAGAGAUGAGGUGAUGAGCUGCGACAUUCAGGAGCUGGAGGCCUCUCUCAGGCAGCAGGAGGUGGUGAGGGAGCAGGAGACGCCCGCCGAGGAGAUUGCACGUCUUAGAGAAGCCUCGCAGGCUGACCACUUUAAUGUGGACCGAGAGCUUUCUGUGCCUGACAAAGUGCUGAUUCCUGAACGUUACAUUGAGUCGGACCCUGAGGAGGCUCUGAGCCCUGAGCAGGAGGCUGACAAGCAGAGGAAAGUCGACCGCAUCAAAGCUCUUAUAGCAAAAAACAGUAUGCAUAGCGUGUUGCCAAGCACGGGUCUGAGCCCAGAGGAGGAGACUGAGGAGGAGGUGAACAUACAGGAGAAAGAGAAGAUGAUUAAUAUCUCGUACGAGCUGGCAGCUGAAGCCUCCAAACGCAGCAAGCUGGUAGCAGUGAAAAGCCUGUCAUCCUCUUCCCCACCCCCUCCACAGUCUCCUAACACACCCCCUCAGCUCGCUGAUGGGUCUCACUUCAUGUGUGUGUAGUAGCACCACACAAGCUCUGGCUUCAGUAAAAACCUACACAUGAAGGAAUCAACAGUGGAAAUAUAAAGAUGCUCCUGAAACUGUACCCAAGGACAUCAGCACAAGGUCCACAGAGAGUGAAACUUUCCACUCGGUCUUCACCUGUGACUUCUGUACACUCACUGUGACGUCUCAAGCUCCUGUGCCACCAACCACACUUUUCUCUGUGACACUUCUCUGCAAUCACUUUCAGGCUGUUAACGUUGCAGCUUCCUUUUCAGUGUUUUACAAGGCUUUUAAGUUUAAUUUUAUUAUUUAUAUGGUUUUAUUAGGUCCUUGUUUGAAUAUGGGCCAAUGUCUGUGUAUAUGAGGCUAAUAGACCGAGCUCUGUUUUUUGCGAUGCCUAAUUUUCAUGUCUUCAGAUCAUUUUAGUUCACUUAAGUCUUUUAUAAUCCACUCAAUUUGUUUUUCAAACAUUGGUUGUCAGCCAACCGUUCAUAUUUAUCCAUUAACUCUAAAGAACGUGUGGAUGCGAAACAAAUAGAGACAAACUGUGGAUCCUUCCAUUGUAAUGAAAGGAGGAGCCACUGUAUGGCCGCAGACUAAGAUUAUUUGUCAUUUUUUCUUAUUUCUAGGUUGUAAUUAUUCAAAGCGGGAUCCUCUGCAAUCCCUCUCGCGUCGUUGCCGACACCUAUGUGAAUGUUCUGGCUUAAGUCAUUCUAUACUGUAUACUUGUUUUUUUUGAGAGAGAGAUAUUUAAACUGACUGAGGAAAAAAUCUGAUUUUGGUUCUAUUUUGUGAUAUUUUGGUUUGAAAAAGAAGAAAAAAAAAAAGAUUAGCACAUGUAAAAAGCAAUAAAAUAUGUUUUUGUGGAUCCAGGAAGAAUUUUUGUGUGUGUACAAAGUGUAAUUAUCAGAGGUUUACUGUGUAUAUAAUGUACAUGGUAUAGCAGGAUGGGAAGAUGUAUCCAACACGUGGCUACAUACUAUAUUUGAUUUGAAAAUGUUCAUAUCCCAUCUGUUUUAUAACAUGUUAAAUAAAUGUUGCCAUUUUUAACGUGGGGUUGCAUCUGUGUUCUUUACCAAGUUGUAAUGUUUAAGCCUCUUACACUUGGUGCUGUUUACUAGCUCUAAUGCAGCGUUCAACGGGAAAAUGUAUGUUUGUUGAUAUUCACUCAGUCAGGACUUCCAAGUUUGGUCAAUAAAAGUUAUGGCCACCUGUGAAAACAGUGUCCUUAAUCUCUACGUUCAGGCCCUCUUAGAUUUUAACAUUUAAAUGUUAAUGCUUGAAUAAUGAAUAAAUGCUAUGUUACAUC
Molecule: messenger RNA, 4935 nt
Organism: Paralichthys olivaceus (Japanese flounder)
Lineage: Eukaryota; Metazoa; Chordata; Actinopteri; Pleuronectiformes; Paralichthyidae
Source: RefSeq, a predicted model, not a curated record